This is a messenger RNA of Naegleria gruberi, 1470 nucleotides long. RefSeq lists its product as uncharacterized. Gene Ontology annotation, molecular function: ATP binding; ATP-dependent chromatin remodeler activity. The record is from RefSeq and is a predicted model, not a curated record. The transcript has a single exon. Lineage: Eukaryota; Heterolobosea; Eutetramitea; Acrasida; Naegleriidae. The coding region runs from base 1 to 1470 and encodes 489 amino acids.
AUGAAAUUUUUCAGAGUUGUUCUCGAUGAAGCUCACAAUAUUAAAAAUAGAAAGUCUCUUCAGGCCAGGGCUACAGCAGCUGUUGAUGCAGAAAGAAGAUGGGCAGUCACCGGUACACCAAUUCAAAAUCAUAUUGAUGACUUAUUCUCACUAUUCCACUUCUUGAAAGUUAAUCCACAUGGAGAUUGGAGAUGGUGGUCAAGGUUUAUUGGCAAACCAUUCGAAAAGAAGGAUAAGAAGGCUAUUGACGCUCUUCAAUCUGUUAUCAAGAAGUUGGUCAUUCGUAGAACAAAGAAUAAGAAGAUUAAUGGUAAAAGAAUUGUCAUGUUGCCACCAAAGAGAAUCGAGACAGUCAAUAUACAAUUUACUGAGGCAGAGAGUAAUUUUUACAAAUCUCUCUACGAGUACAGCAAGGGUAAAUUUAACGAGUUUGUUAGAAGUGGAACUGUUCUUAAAAAUUAUGCAAACAUUUUGGAAAUGCUUUUGCACUUGAGACAGGUUUGCAACCAUCCAGCUCUCAUCAUUACAAGUUUCCAGAAGAAAUCUGAAAAAUCAACCAUGAAUGGCUUCUUGGAAAGUUUUGAACAAAAGAAUGCCUUUGAAGUAUAUGAUUCUAUUUUACCAAUGUUACCUCAAGUUUUAAAACUUAAUAAGGAAAAGAACAAACCAAAACAAAAUUUGGAAGAUGGCAUGAUUUCCUCUCAACUCAAAGCUAUUAAUGUUACUAAAUAUAUGAGGACUAAUUGGAGAUCGAGUAGUAAGAUUGGAGCUCUUAUAGAAAAAUUGAGAGUUUUAGAGUUGGGAACUAAAUCAGUUGUGUUCUCACAGUGGACAUCCAUGUUGGACUUGGUAGAAGUAGCUCUCGAAAAAUCUAACAUUAAAUUCGUCAGACUUGAUGGUAAAAUGCAAAGAAAAGACAGAGAUGAUGCAGUACAAAAAUUCAAAUUUGAUCCUCAUAUUCAAGUUUGUCUUAUUUCCCUCAAGGUUGGUGGUACAGGGUUGAACUUGGUUUGGGCUACACAUGUAUUUUUAUUAGAUCCAUGGUGGAAUCCUGCUAUUGAAGAGCAAGCCAUUGAUAGAGUUCACCGUAUUGGUCAAGAUAAGCCUGUUACUGUUUUCAGAUUCGUUGUAAAGGAUUCAGUUGAAGAACGUAUUUUGAGUUUACAAAAGAGUAAGACUAAAAUUGCCAAUGAAGCGCUCAAUCUUGGUGGAAGUGAUGACGAGGAAGAAGAAAAUUAUACAACCUAUACAACAUCAUUCUUGGGUGGCUCAUUUGGUGGUGGUGCUUUGAAGAGCAAGUCAUAUGACUCUGAUGAAGAAUAUGAGGAUGACGAUGAAGACGAAUUCAAUGAAGUAACUGUAGAUGACUUGGAGGAUGAAGAAUCAGGAUCUGGUGGUGCCAUGUUUGGCCAUACCAAGAAGGAUGCUCAAAAAAUACGUAUCAAGGAUUUGUCUACAAUCUUUGUUUAA